Pyrus x bretschneideri (Chinese white pear) is the source of this 2494-nucleotide messenger RNA. Its product is annotated as serine carboxypeptidase-like 27. Gene Ontology annotation, molecular function: serine-type carboxypeptidase activity. The coding region runs from base 706 to 2073 and encodes 455 amino acids. Gene Ontology annotation, biological process: proteolysis. Gene Ontology annotation, cellular component: vacuole. NCBI's taxonomy places the organism in Eukaryota, Viridiplantae, Streptophyta, Magnoliopsida, Rosales, Rosaceae. The record is from RefSeq and is a predicted model, not a curated record. The transcript is spliced from 9 exons.
CACUCUACUCUACUAUUCCGGCUUAUCUAUUUAUUUAUCUGUUUGCGAACUUAUUUCACCAUUGCUAUCACUCGUACUUAAGGAUAUUAAUCACACUCAUACCCACCACCGCCUUCCUUAUCAGGCUUAAAUUAAUACACUUCGAAAAGCUCUUGUGCUUUUUGGGUCUAGAUUCCGCUUUUUAGAUGUUACCUGCAGACUAGAACAAGAUUCAGAGCAAACCCCAUGUGCCCACACCACCUGUUUGGUCAAAAUGUCUAAGUGAAGCAAACGCAUGGGAAAGAAAGAGAGAGAGAGAGAGAGAGAAGAAAUUCCAAAGUUUGAAUUUUUAAACCCAUAAAAUAAUUGCAUGGCUUGCAGAGCUUCAACAGACAUCAUUACAGCUAAUCACGAUCAUUGGCAUUGGCGAUCUGCUUGAGAGCUCCCCAAGUCUCUAUAAAUACCAAACACUCUAUGUCUCUCUCAGUCUUGUAGUUGUUGUUUUUAAGUCUUUUAGGUGAUUCUUUGCAGACCCAGAUAAACAUUGGGAUCUGGGUUUAUUGUUUAGUGUGCUGUGGGCAAAUUCCCUGGAAACCCAUAAGUGUUUUGGGAUUUGUGCUUCUGGGUUUCAUUUGCAUCUCUUGACUUUGAUCUAUUCUGUCUGCUUAUAGUGAUUGAAUUUAUGCUUUGUUUGCUUGUAUUUGUCUUUGCUUAAUUGAUUAAAUCAUGGGUGGUCACUCUCCAUUUGCAUUUCUCUGCAUUUUGCUUCUUUUCUUGGGAGGUUGUUUUGCUUCUAAUCAAGAUCAAGUGAGGGAUAGAAUCACACAGUUGCCAGGACAGCCAAGUGUGGGGUUUGCUCAGUACUCCGGUUAUGUGACUGUCAAUAGGAAAGCCGGUAGGGCAUUGUUUUACUGGUUGACUGAAUCACCGGAAAAUCGCCAACCCGAGUCUAGACCUCUAGUGUUGUGGCUCAAUGGUGGCCCUGGUUGCUCUUCUGUUGCUUAUGGAGCAGCUGAAGAGAUUGGACCUUUUCAUAUUAGACCUGAUGGAAAGACCCUUUACUUGAAUCCCUAUGCUUGGAACAAUUUGGCAAAUUUGCUAUUCCUUGAAUCUCCAGCUGGUGUCGGUUUUUCAUAUACGAAUACAAGCUCAGAUUUGUAUACAGCCGGAGACCAGAGAACAGCCCAAGAUGCAUAUGCAUUUCUAGUCAAUUGGUUUGAAAGGUUUCCACAGUACAAGCACAGAGAUUUCUACAUUGCUGGAGAAAGUUAUGCAGGUCAUUAUGUUCCUCAGUUGUCUCAAAUCAUUUAUGAGAGAAAUAAGGGAAAGCAGAACCCAAUUAUUAAUUUCAAGGGAUUCAUGGUGGGAAAUGCCGUGACUGAUGAUUACCAUGAUUUUAUUGGCACGUUUGAAUACUGGUGGAGCCAUGGUUUAAUUUCCGAUUCUACCUAUCGGGUGCUACGUGUAACCUGUGACCUUGGAUCCUCUCAGCAUCCAUCAGUGGAAUGCAUGAGGGCGCUUAAAAUAGCAGAAACGGAGCAGGGAAAUAUCGAUCCAUACAGUAUUUAUACUCGUCCUUGCAAUAGUACUGCAUCCUUAAAGCGCAAUUUGAGGGGUCGCUAUCCAUGGAUGUCCAGAGCAUAUGAUCCCUGCACUGAGAGGUAUUCUGAAGUGUAUUUCAACCGUCCAGACGUUCAAAAGGCACUCCAUGCCAAUGUAACUAGAGUUUCUUACCCAUGGAAAACAUGCAGUGAUAUUGUUGGAAACUACUGGGCCGAUUCUCCAUUGUCCAUUCUUCCUAUUUACAGGGAGCUCAUAGCAGCUGGUCUUAGGAUAUGGGUAUUCAGUGGAGACACUGAUUCGGUGGUUCCUGUGACUGCAACUCGUUACUCCAUAGAUGCUCUGAAGCUACCAACCAUUACCAACUGGUACCCAUGGAACAACAACGGAAAGGUUGGUGGCUGGAGCCAAGUAUAUAAGGGGCUGACAUUUGUCACUGUGACCGGAGCAGGGCACGAGGUUCCCCUCCACCGACCCCGCCUAGCUGUCAUCCUUUUCCGAUCAUUCUUGGCGAGCAAGGCAAUGCCAAGUUAGAUCCAUUCAAUCUUACUCACAUAUUCUUCAUGAAUAAGCACACAAACAUCUGGAAUUGCAGCAAUUGUUCAUACACAGGGACCUAGAAAACACAAAAUAAGAGAAGCAUUCCUCUCGAGUGCCCCUCCAUUCUUGCCGCGAGCAGCGCCAUUUUAUAGCUCGUUUAUCGAGAAGUACGAACAGUUAACGAGUAAACAUUGGAGUUGUUCUAUACAUAAAUAUAUGGAUUAAGCAAUGCACAGUGUUAAAGGCGGGGUAGAUGCUUGAUUUCUUGGGAUCCAAGAAAUAGUGGAUUAUAAUUUGGAUGGAUGAGUUAAAUCCGCUGUGGUCAUGUUAUACAAGUCAAAAGAGAAAAAGUCAACACUUGUAUUCGUCUCUCAAAACUUGGGAUUUGUUUAAUACAAUGAAGAUCUCAUGAACA